Messenger RNA from Bombina bombina (fire-bellied toad), 880 nucleotides. RefSeq names its product TATA-box binding protein associated factor 11 (gene TAF11). Bases 23 to 613 code for a protein of 196 amino acids. The record is from RefSeq and is a predicted model, not a curated record. Gene Ontology annotation, cellular component: nucleus; transcription factor TFIID complex. NCBI's taxonomy places the organism in Eukaryota, Metazoa, Chordata, Amphibia, Anura, Bombinatoridae. Gene Ontology annotation, biological process: RNA polymerase II preinitiation complex assembly; transcription initiation at RNA polymerase II promoter. The transcript has 5 exons. Gene Ontology annotation, molecular function: transcription coactivator activity; protein heterodimerization activity.
CGGAAAUAGUGUAAAAUAAAAAAUGGCAGAAGUGAAGGCAGAAGCGAAGGCUACUGUUGAAAUUCCGAAAGAGGAAGAAAAAGAACUUAUUGAAACCCCUAUCGAGCAAGGGGUGAAAAGAGAAAGGGAAGAAGCAGACGAGGAGGUGAAGGAGGCAGGAAGUACUGAGCCAUCAGGAGAGGCUGAAAAAGGAGAAUCAUCAGAUCUAACACCAAACGCUAAGAAAAUGAAGGUGGAAGUGAAAGAAAGGAGGGAGAAAAAACAAAAGGUUGAUGAGGAUGAGAUUCAAAAGAUGCAGAUCCUGGUUUCCUCUUUUUCUGAGGAGCAACUGAAUCGAUACGAAAUGUACAGAAGAUCAGCGUUUCCUAAAGCUGCCAUUAAACGGCUUAUUCAGUCUAUUACUGGCUGCUCUGUGUCCCAGAAUGUUGUCAUCGCGAUGUCUGGUAUUGCCAAGGUCUUUGUUGGAGAAGUUGUGGAAGAAGCCUUGGAUGUGUGUGAGAAGUGGGGUGAGAGCCCUCCCUUGCAACCCCGACAUAUGCGUGAAGCUCUGAGACGACUGAAAUCUCAUGGACAGAUUCCAGAUUCUAAACACAAGAAGAUCCUGUUCAAUUAAUGUUAAUGCCAAUGAUGGUUAUACAGGGAUAACUUCCAUCUGACCUCUUUCUGUGUCAGAAGAAUAUUAGUCAGUUAACUACUAAUACAGUUAUACCCCAUAAUGGGGAAGUCUUCUGAUAUCAUUAAAGCUGAUCAUACUUAAAUUCUAAGUGAUGUUAAAAAAUAAUAAUAAUAAUGAUGAUCAUAUAAGGGCUUUUUUGGUGUCGUAUGUUAAGUGAAACAUUAAGUUAUUUUGUAUGUUUUAAAUAAAACUGUUUUCAUUUUC